UACAUAUGUAGUAGAGAAUUUUUCCUGCAAAUCUCAUUUGCACCAACACUAAAAGAAAACUAAAUCACUCGAGUUAAAAGUUGAGUUAAAUCGGAUGAAUAUUAAAAAUUAAAAGACCACCAUCUCAGCUUUUUAAAUGAACUCCAUUGACAGUGAAUCAUCAAAUGGUUUCGCCGGGAAUCAACGCAGAAGUUUUAAUAGCAAUGAAUCCAAUGUGAUUAGUUUAAAUACUGCUAGUAGUGGGGGGCAAAGAAAGAAGCUGAAUUAUCAAACGCAGUUGUCCCUCAAAUCGCAAGCGGCAGUUGACGAUAAUGAUGGAGCUACCACCAAGCUGCCAUCAACUGGACGCUUCAGUCCACAUCCCAAUGAUAUAUUUUUGCCACAGACAGCCAGGCUAACUAUACCGCCGCCCUUCGAAAAGUUUGGUGAUACAUUAAUUGCGGGCUGUCUACCGCCACCAUCGCCAGCUCCAAGUAGUGAUUGCCUGACAUCGAACUAUACCCAGAUUCAAUCGCAGAGCAAUAAAGCUAAUCAGCAAAUGCAACAACUGAAUUUAAAUCAGUUUCAUCAUCAGCAUGGUCAUCACAGUCAUAUGUAUCCGUUACCAUCGUCAAACUCAACAUCACUAUGCAAUAGUAAUUCAGGCAACGCCAAGUCCCAACCAUGCACUCUUGCAUUAGCGAUUGGCGAUAAUAACAGACAAAAUAAAUAUAAUCUACAUCAAGGGCAGCAAUCGAACCAGCGCCUUAUGUCACCUAACUCGAAAUAUCGCUUAGAUCGUUAUCGAGAUCCAAAGGCCAAUAGAAUGGAAUCAUCAACAGCACCAUCUAAAACUCGUUAUUUUCUGCCGUCUGCGAAAGUACAAUGUAGUGAAGCAUACAGCAGUUAUUUGGGCUCAACGGUGCACACUCCGGUUAAGCGCUAUGUACCAACCCCUCCUUUGGCCAGUGAGCUGUAUACAGAUUUGCCUUUAUCGUCAUCGACAUCAGUGGCGUCGUCAUCGUCAGCAGCAGGAACUUCAACUUCAUUUCCAAUCUCGACGCAUUAUUUGAAUAUGCCAUUGCCAUUGCCUCAUAAUUAUCGAGCCACAAAGUGUUGUCACCAUCCUAUUGAGGAAUCAAUAGCGCACUCGAAGAGUGCGCAAACAUACAAUGGAACUAAUAAUAGCAAUCUGUCAUCACCUUCCCCAAAUUGCCCAUGCCCAUCACCAUCGCCAGCAUCAUCAUCGGGCAUAUCUGCUGUAUCCAUUACAGCAACAGCAACAGCACCAGUACCCACACCACCACCUAACAUCUGUUCCCCAAUGGUUACCACAAAAAGCGUUUCGUCGUGCAACAAGCUGCGUGCUAAGUCAGAUGAAGGCGACUCUGUCAUCGUUAUACAGCAAACAAUUAGUCAAAGUCAAAAUCAGGAUAACACCACAACCUGUUUACACUGUAAUACGGCUCGCCGAACAACAGGAGUGCAUCAAACGACGCAAACUACUGGGCCGAUUAGUCCAGUUCCAGUGGCCAUGCCACUUGUCCCGAUUAAAAUGGCACCUAUCAAUGAUUUAUCGAAAAUUAAGCAUCAUGAACAAGAGUUGACAAAUACGAAAAUGACCGACGCCACUUUUCCUAAUCAGCAAACAAAACAUGCUGACAAUACGAACAAGUUACCCACAUUGCAACGUCAAACGCACUCUCAUCAAAUGUAUGCGUCUUCAACAAUGGCACCAUCCCAACUCAUUGUAGGCUCGCCACGAAAUCAAAUGCAACAUCAGCAACAACAACAGUUCCAAGUUUUAGCGCAGCCUCCACAACAGCAACAGCAGCCCUCAUUACAGCAGCAGCAAUCGCAACAACAAACCUAUCAUUAUUCCUGCAAGAAACGUAUUAGCAUUUAUAUGCGACGCGAAAUCGCUCGUUUUUUUGGCGUAGAGAGCAGUUCUGAAGCGGCCGACUUCAUGCUCUGGUACGGACGGCAACAACGAUUAGCAAUAAGGCGUUUUGGUUUAUUAAAGACCAACCAAGAGCUAGAGUAUAAUGGAACCAAUUCAAAUGAUAAUCGUGAUGCAAGUGGUACUGCUGGAAUGGGAUGUCGAGGCAAUCAACGCAAUGUUGCCGAUGGUUAUGCCAAACCACCGGAUAUUUUGCCAGCUCGCGAUGCUCAAUACAACGAUAUUACGCUUUAUGGUGCCUGUCGUUGGCAUGAUAAAUUAAAUGCUAAUCACGAUUACGAUGCUGCAGACUAUAUCGAGCGUAAGGCAACGGUUGUGCAUAUGUUAAUAACUGGCAUUAGUUAUGUUAUCAACAUCUUUAACACUAGGCUAACAAACAAGAUUAGUAAUAGGGGCUGUACAAGUAGUAAUAAACGACCUCAAUGGUCACGUAGUUUUGCCCCAAUUCACGUGCAUGGUCGGUCAGAUCGAGAUGUAGAUCAUAGUGACCAAGUUGAACGGCAUCAUCAAAUGGAUAUUGAUGUGAAUGAUUGCACCAGUAUGAUAGCUACAAUCAUUGAAGAUGAGUUAUUCUUUGAUAAUCCAAGUGAAGCAACAUUAGUGGCGAACACUAAUAAUGAUGAAACCAUCGGUGCAGAUAUGGAUCGGAAGAAAACAGCAAAUAAAACUGUGCCUUUGGGAUUAGGCAUAGAUGCUAGCGUUGGUGUCUAUAUGACUGAGCGUCAUCACAAUGGUUGGCGAACCUCUGCACUAAAUACGGCCAAUAAUGAUGUGCAUUUUAUAGGUUCGUCCCAUGAUGCACAUAUCACUCAAACGAAUCAAAUAAAUAUAAGUAAUUCGGUGCAGAAUCAGCCACAUCCGAUUCGUGCCUCCAAUUUUAUUGCACCGUCGACUAAUCGGGCUACUAGAAUCAAUGCACAGUUACUGGAUGGUGUUUUGGAAAAUUCCCGGCGUCCGCCAAUGCGACGAAUUAAAUAUUUUUCUGUCAAUGAUUUGGAUGAUCGCACCGAUCAUCGACCGUUUUUUACAUACUGGAUUAACACUGUUCAAAUUGUUGUACUAUUCCUGUCCAUCGUGUGCUAUGGCAUUGCACCGAUUGGGUUUGGAACCGAACAAAAGACUGGCCAGGUUUUAGUGACCAGUCUAAGUCUUCAAACCGUACAACACGUUGAACCCCGCAAUUUCUGGAUAGGUCCGCGCAGCAAUGAUUUGGUUCAUAUGGGAGCAAAGUUUGCAGCUUGUAUGCGCCGAGAUAUGAAAAUCAUGGACGUUCUUACUAAAACUAAGCGACAGGAGCGUGAAACCGCGUGUUGCAUACGAAACGAUGAUUCUGGAUGCGUUCAGAGCUCACAGGCCGAUUGUUCCAUACGCGGCCUGUAUCCAGCAAAAUCCAUAUCGACUUGGAAAAAAUGGUCACCCGGCGAAUCCGGUCCUGGCGGUCGUAUAUCAGGAUCAGUGUGCGGCUUAGAUCCCAAAUAUUGUGACGCGCCUGCGUCGAUUGCACCAUACGAGUGGCCUGAUGAUAUUACCAAAUGGCCUAUAUGCCGAAAAACCAAUUCAUUUUCGCAACGCUAUCGCUACAAAGAUCAUACUGCCGAGCAUAUGGUUUGUGAAGUAAUUGGACAUCCCUGCUGUACUGGUCUUUAUGGGGAAUGUCGCAUAACGACACGAGAAUAUUGUGAUUUCGUCAGUGGUUACUUUCAUGAAGAAGCAUCACUUUGCUCGCAAAUAUCUUGCUUGAACAACGUUUGUGGCAUGUUUCCGUUCUUCUCAGUAGAAAUUCCAGAUCAGUUUUAUAGACUACUCACUUCGCUAUGCAUGCAUGCCGGUAUCCUGCAUCUGGCAAUUACUCUGAUAGUCCAGCAUUUGUUUCUCGCCGAUUUGGAGCGUUUAAUUGGAACAAUGCGAACAGCUAUCGUAUACAUAACAUCUGGGUUAGUGGGCAAUCUCACAAGUGCAGUGCUCGCUCCACAUCGUCCGGAAGUGGGACCAUCUGCUUCACUCUGCGGCGUAGUCUCAGCCCUAAUUUCCCUACUGAUAUUAAUGCACUGGAAGCAUCUGCACAAGCCGUAUGUGGCAUUGAUCAAGUUUAUACUUUUAUGUACGGUACUAUUCGGCAUUGGCACACUGCCAUAUCAAUUAAAUUUCGCUGGUUUGCUAGCUGGUGUCGCUUGCGGAGCAUUUUUAACAAUAUCAUUAGUUCCAUUUACCACUUUUUCAAUAUAUGAGCGCAAGAAAAAGAUCAAUCUGAUUUGGACAUGUAUAAUCUUUCACUUGUUAGUUUACGUCACAUUAAUUGCAACUUUUUACAUCUAUCCAAGCGAGUUCAGUACAUUGAAUAUUGUUGAAGAUAUAUUUGAUAGUGCAACGCAUAAUUACAUUAGCCCCACAAACAACAAUAUUGGACACCACAAUCACAAUGGCGAAGUGGUUGGCAACACACAAAGAUAUUCACAAACCCAGAGCCAAUAUCCUCAGUACUUUUAUCACCCCCAUUCGGAGAUCAUUAGGAAUAGUGUUGACUUCACCGAAGGAGAUACUAGUUUCACACAAUUGCUACAUCCGGCUGAGAUGAAUCGACAGGAAGAUAUUAAACCUUGGCCAGAAAGAGCGUAUACGAGAUUAUUUGGCUACAAUAAAAAUUAUAGUAUUAAGAACACUAUGCACAGCAGAAGUGCAGAUGGAAUUAUCAAAGACAAAGGAAAUUUCAACUCAUCGCUUGACAAUAUAGUCAUGGCUACCAACCAUAUUGAUUACAAACUUAACACUAAUUUAAAUAUUACCAAAAUAAAGGGCCUAUAAAUUAUUUCUCAUAUUUAAAUUAUAAAAUAAAUUUCACCAAUAGUGGCGAAUUUAAAUGAGUGCACAAAAAACGAUUAUAUAAAAAGAUU
This is a messenger RNA of Drosophila nasuta, 4830 nucleotides long. RefSeq names its product rhomboid-5 (gene rho-5). NCBI's taxonomy places the organism in Eukaryota, Metazoa, Arthropoda, Insecta, Diptera, Drosophilidae. Gene Ontology annotation, biological process: regulation of epidermal growth factor receptor signaling pathway; regulation of protein secretion. The transcript has 7 exons. The coding region runs from base 137 to 4741 and encodes 1534 amino acids. Gene Ontology annotation, molecular function: serine-type endopeptidase activity. The record is from RefSeq and is a predicted model, not a curated record. Gene Ontology annotation, cellular component: endoplasmic reticulum membrane.